Molecule: messenger RNA, 4401 nt
Organism: Pangasianodon hypophthalmus (striped catfish)
Lineage: Eukaryota; Metazoa; Chordata; Actinopteri; Siluriformes; Pangasiidae
Gene: nomo
Product: nodal modulator
Exons: 31
Coding region: 40-3672 (1210 amino acids)
Cellular component (GO): endoplasmic reticulum membrane
Molecular function (GO): carbohydrate binding
Source: RefSeq, a predicted model, not a curated record
CGUGCUGCACCGCCUGCUACUCUGCACAGACACCGAAUCAUGGCGGGGCUUAAGAUGUUGAAGAUCUUAGUAUUUAUCAUUUUCUCGCUGCAUGUAGCGUCUGUCAGUUGCGCCGAUGACAUUUUAGUUGGCUGCGGUGGGUUUGUCAAGUCAGAUGUAGAAAUCGAUUAUUCCCUCGUCGAGAUAAGGCUGUACACAAAGCAAGGCUCCCUGAAGUAUCAGACAGACUGUGCUCCCAUUAAUGGCUAUUUCAUGAUCCCGCUCUAUGACAAGGGUGAUUUUGUCCUGAAAAUAGAACCACCUCUGGGAUGGAGCUUUGAGCCGACCACUGUGGAUAUCCAUGUGGAUGGCCUCAAUGACAUAUGCACCAAAGAGCAGGACAUUAAUUUCUUCUUUACUGGAUUCUCUGUCUUAGGAACAGUUCUGAGUAAAGGUCAUCAGCAAGGCCCAGCAGGAGUGGAGGUCAGCCUGAAGAAUGCUGGAGAGGAUCAGAUACUUCAGGUGGUGUUCACUGAGGCGGAAGGACAGUACACUUUUUCGAAAGUACUUCCUGGAAAUUACGAAAUCACAGCGUCUCAUGCAUCAUGGACCCUGGAACGGACCUCAACCUCUGUAGUUGUGUCAAAUGCCAACGCCCAGGCUGCAGCUCCACUAGUGGUUAAAGGCUAUGAUGUCUCUGGUGAGGUGCAAAGCGAUGGUGAACCCAUGAAGGAGGUUACAUUUCUUCUCUACUCUGCCACUAUGAUGCAAGAGAUCAGUGGCUGUAGCUCCACUCCUGUAGAUGGUGCUUUGUCAGAUGAUUCGUCACUUGUGUAUCUGUGUAGUGCACAGUCACGUGAGGAUGGCACCUUCUCAUUUCCGUGCUUGCCUAGUGGUGAAUACACAGUGGUGCCAUAUUACAGAGGUGAACGGAUCACUUUUGACGUUGCUCCAUCCCGGCUUGAUUUCAGAGUCGAGCACAACACUUUGAAAUUAGAGCCAGUUUUCCGAGUGAUGGGCUUCUCGGUAAUGGGAAGAGUUUUGAACAGCCCUGAUGGUGAGGGAGUGGCAGGUGCAGUUGUCACCCUUAACAACCAGAUUAAAGUGCUAACUAAAGAGGAUGGUUCAUUCCGAUUGGAGAAUAUGACCACUGGUACCUACACCAUCAGCACUCAUAAGGAACUCAUGUUUUUCGAGCCGAUCACAGUGAAGAUUGCACCCAGCACCCCUCAGUUGCCAGACAUUAUCACAGCAGGAUUCAGCAUGUGUGGUCAAAUCUCCAUUGCUCAUCUACCAGAGGGUAUAAAACAUCUAGGGCGCUAUAAAGUCAUGCUUUCAGGCCAGGGACGUGACCAGGCAGUGAUCCGCACGAUUGAGAGCAACCAGCAGGGAGUGUUCUGCUUCCAAGCCAAACCAGGAGACUACAGUGUACAGGUGACUUUACCGGAGGCUGAGGUGAAGGCUGGACUCGCUUUGCAGCCUCACACUCUCAAUAUCUCCCUGAUUGACCGCCCAAUUAAUGACCUGCUCUUCACUCAAUUCAUAGCCGUUGUCUCUGGGACUGUCUCAUGUUUGGCUGCAUGUGGUGAUCUGAUAGUAACGCUCCAGCCCAUAAGCAGACUGGGUGAGAGGCAGAACAUUCAGCUCUCCAGCAGUAGCGAAGUACUCAGCUUUUCCUUCAGUAAAGUCCUGCCUGGGAAAUACAAAGUGUCCAUUACUCAUGAGGAGUGGUGCUGGAAGCACAAGUCGGUCGAAGUGGAGGUGCUGGACUCGGACGUGGAGGGAGUGGAGUUCAGACAGACAGGCUACAUGCUGCGCUGCUCCCUGUCCCAUGCCAUCACACUGGAAUUCUUCCAAGAUGGCAGCACACCUGAGAACGUUGGUGUCUACAAUCUCUCGAAAGGAGUCAAUCGCUUCUGCCUAUCUAAACCAGGUGUGUACAAAGUGACUCCACGUUCCUGCCAUCAGUUUGAACAGGAUUAUUACACUUACAGCACAUCUGCCCCCAGUAUCUUAACCCUGACUGCUGUCAGGCAUCACAUGACUGGACUUAUCACCACAGACAAAUUGCUGGAUGUCACAGUUACUAUAAAGUCAUCCAUCGAGAGCGAGCCUGCUCUGGUGCUGGGUCCUCUGCGCUCAGCUGAGGAACAACGGCAUGAGCAGCAGCUACUGGAAAUCGCAGCUCGCAAGAAAGAGCGGGAAGAGCGAGGAGGAGAGGACAUGGGACCACCUGUGAAGGAGAAACCAGAGGAGCUCCAUGGGCCAUUCCACUAUGAGUUCUCCUACUGGGCACGAGCUGGAGAAAAGAUCACAGUCACGCCAUCAUCCAAAGAACUUCUUUUUUACCCACCUGAAGUGGAAGCUACAAUCACAGGAGAGAGCUGUCCAGGUCAGAUGGUGGAGAUCACGGGGCGAGCAGGUCUCUUCUUGCAGGGGCAGGUGACUCCGGAGCUGGAGGGUGUGGAGAUUUCCAUUAGGAAGUCUGGAGCUUCAGAGCCUCUUAUCACUGUUCUCACUGACAUAAGUGGAACCUACAGUGUCGGACCUCUGCACAGUGACUUGCAGUAUGAUAUUAGUGCCAGUAAAGAGGGCUUUGUAUUGACUCCAGUGGAGGGCAAAUCAGAAGACUUUAAAGCCUUUGCACUGGCAGGUGUCACUUUUGAGAUUAAGGCAGAGGAUGGCCUACCUCUCUCUGGAGUGCUUCUCUCUCUCAGUGGUGGAAACUUCCGUUCCAAUCUGCUCACACAGGACACAGGACUCCUGACCUUUAACAACCUGAGUCCUGGCCAGUACUACUUCAAACCCAUGAUGAAGGAGUUUCGCUUUGAGCCCUCCGCUCAGAUGAUCACAGUAGAGGAAGGCCAGAGCCUCCGUAUUCCCAUCACUGGCUUCAAAACUGCAUAUAGUUGCUAUGGCACAGUGCAGUCUCUGGGUGGCGAUGCUGAGCAGGGGGUGGCUGUAGAGGCAGUGGGCCAGGGUGAGUGCAGCAUAUACAGUGAGGACACAGUGACGGAUGAAGCAGGCCGGUUCCGGCUUCGAGGACUGCUGCCUGGGUGCACUUAUGUCAUUCAGCUGAGUGGAGAAGGCAAUGACCACAUAGAGAGAGCACUUCCUCAGCACAAAACCAUAGAGGUGGGUAGCAGUGACAUAGAUGGGGUCAACAUCAUCGCCUUCAGACAAAUUAAUCAGUUUGACCUGAGUGGCAAUAUUGUAACUUCAUCUGAGCAUCUCCCAACUCUCUUGGUGAAGCUCUACAAGAGUGACAACCUUGACAGUCCCUUCCAAAGUGUACCACUGGGCCAAUCGCUUUUCUUCCACUUCUCCCCUCUCCCACGUGAUGGAGAGAGUUAUGUUUUAAUGUUGGACACCACUCUCCCUCGCUCCCAGUAUGACUUUAAACUUCCUCAGGUCUCCUUCACAUCCUCCGGCUACCAUAAACAUGUGACGCUCACUUUCAACCCUACUCGAAAACUUCCAGAUCAAGAGGUUGCUCAGGGAUCGUACAUAGCACUGCCUCUAACUUUGCUGCUCUUACUGGUGGUGUAUAAUCAUGAAAGGGUGAUCCCACUCUUCCUGCAGCUGCUCAGCCGCAUUCAGGGCGUCCGCAGCCUAGCACAGACUAGCAAUGAUGGACAGGCCGUGGAGGAUGCCAAGCGCACAGCCAAACGACCCAAGACACGACGUACAUGAGACACCAAGUCCACACCCACCACAAUUAUAUCUCUGGAUUAUUAAAAAAAACUGUGAAGGCCAAUGGGAUUCAGACCUUUUACGUUCAUCUUAAAAUGCUUUUCUUUGCAUGGACUGUCUCCAUAGUGUCCUUAUCAAUAGAUUGAGGUACAUUUGAUGUGCAUUGAUAACUAUCUGGUCCCUGGUAUAUGUGACUGCAGCUCAGAGAUCCUUUGUGAAUACGGGUCCUCUGUGAAUGGUGGAUGUGAAAUGAUACCUGUGUGUUUAUAUGUUGUAGAUUCUAAGGCAGGACAGUGACUCAAGAAAUUAAUAAUGAUUAUGGUUUAUAAAUUGAGUAUUUAUAUAGUAGAAUCAGUUUGCCCAGAUUUUCUCCUAGGUGUUUUUUUUUUUUUUGCUUUGUUUUUGUUUUGUUUUUUUACAUUUUGAUUAUAAAUUUCUAGCGCUGAUCACAUUUUUCCACAACAAAUAACAUGCAUUAAAUGACAGAUUUUUGAAUGUUCCGUUUGACUUAAAUAGUUCACAAAAUGUCUUUUUUUAACAUAGAAAUGAAUAUACACCUCUAAGUGUGAAGCAAAAUGUGUGAACUACAAAUGUUUUAAACAUGCUUCACCUUGACUGUGCUGUAAUUUGUUAAAAGUAUUCGAUGAGGCUUUAGAUCACAGCCCAUAGCAUGAGAUCACAGGGUCUUUUUGAAUUUGCAAACAUAAAAUAACAGUAAUCCCCAAAAUA